Messenger RNA from Tetrahymena thermophila SB210, 1275 nucleotides. RefSeq names its product polyprenyl synthetase protein. The transcript is spliced from 5 exons. Gene Ontology annotation, molecular function: prenyltransferase activity. The record is from RefSeq and is a predicted model, not a curated record. Lineage: Eukaryota; Ciliophora; Oligohymenophorea; Hymenostomatida; Tetrahymenidae. Gene Ontology annotation, biological process: isoprenoid biosynthetic process.
AUGUCUGACGAUUAAUAUGUUGUUGUUAAGCUUCCAAAGACUCUAGUUUCUCUUGGUGCUAUAGGUCUUUCAUUAGCUUCCAUCUACUUAUCUUACAACUCUGUUAAGUAAUCAUUAAAGAAGAUCUCUAAGCAAACAAAGAAGACUGAAUAGAAAAAAGAAGAAGAGACAGAAACAAUCAAAAGCGAAGAUUUUUUGAAAAUCUUUACUGAUUAUGGAAAAAAAUUUAAUUAAUGUGGAGCUCUAGAGGCUGUUAUUCCUAGAAAAUUUGAGACAGAAGCUGACUUAGCAAUUUUAAGUGAUAACCUUCUUUACACCAAGAACCAAAAUGACCUAGUCUCAUUAACCAAAGCUAUUUCUGAACCAGUUUGGGACCUUCUAGAUAGAGGCGGCAAAAGAUGGAGACCAAUUCUUUGCAUCAUUUUAGCAGAAGCAUUUAACUUAGGGUAAGAAGAUGUUAAGGAAAUCGCUUCUCUUUGCGAAAUAGUUCAUAAUGGAACCUUGGUUGUAGAUGAUAUUGAAGAUAACAGCACUGUAAGAAGAGAUAAGAAAUGUGUACAUUUAAUCUAUGGUGUUGAUAUUAGCAUUAACGCAGGUAAUAUGAUGUACUUUGCUCCUCUCCAUAUACUUCUCAAGAGUAACAAAUACACUGAUUAACAAAAACUAAGAUUUGCUAAAAUUUAUGCUGAAGAAAUGACAUAACUUCAUUUAGGAUAAGGUUGGGAUAUUUUAUGGCACAACACUGAUAAGUUGGAAGGAAGAAUUCCCACUGAAUAGUAAUAUUUGUAAAUGACUGCUCACAAGACUGGAGUUCUUGCUAGACUUUCAAGUAGACUAAUUUGUGCUGCAGUUAAUACUUCAGUUGAAGAUGAAAUGACUAUUUCUAGAUUCUCUGAAAGAAUUGGAGUUGCUUUCUAAAUUUAAGAUGAUAUUCUCAACUUAGAAGGUGAAGAAUACAAGAAGACUAAAGGAUAAUCUGGUGAAGAUAUUCAUGAAGGUAAGAUGUCUUUAAUUGUUCUACAUAGCUUACAAAAUUCCCAACCCGAAGACAAGGAUAGAUUAUUCAAGAUUUUAUCCUCUCAUACUGACAAUUAGGAUGAAAUAGAUGAAGCUAUCGCUUUAGUUAAGAAGACUGACUCAAUUAGUUAUUCUAGAAAAGUAGCUUAAGAAUUAGUAUAAACUGCAUGGAAUGAUAUUGAAAAUCUUCUCCCUGCAAGCAGAUCUAAGCAACUCUUAAAGUUAUUAGCAGAAUAUAACAUUGGAAGAAAGAUUUGA